Molecule: messenger RNA, 5269 nt
Organism: Fusarium verticillioides 7600
Lineage: Eukaryota; Fungi; Ascomycota; Sordariomycetes; Hypocreales; Nectriaceae
Product: PEK/GCN2 protein kinase
Exons: 4
Coding region: 516-3893 (1125 amino acids)
Biological process (GO): regulation of translational initiation by eIF2 alpha phosphorylation; DNA damage checkpoint signaling
Molecular function (GO): protein binding; ATP binding; eukaryotic translation initiation factor 2alpha kinase activity
Source: RefSeq, a predicted model, not a curated record
UCCUCCCCUACUUAUCUUUCAACCCUACCUUGGAUGUCCUUAUAAAAUCCGUAAUACAACAUCAUUUACCAUUUCAGUAUUGCCAUCAUGGCCUCUUCCCUGUAGAAGUCGCAGCUUUGGCUGUGACUUCUUCCUCUUUGUGCAGACAUGGCGGGGAAGCAAUCUGGGGUAUGGAACACUACGCCCUCGGGUCUUAAGAAUCACAACAAAAAUGAGUCAAGUUUCCCGGGCUUGCUAGCUGCACGCUCGGAGGCCAACAACAAAAUCGAAUAUGAAGAGCUACAAAAGAACGAAGUAUUAGCCCUUGAGGCCAUUUACAGCGACGACUUCGUUAUGCAUACCGAAACUCAGAACGCCUGGAAGGUAACCUUUGAAGAACCCUUACUACCUUAUCGAGACACAUCACUUUGGCCAAUUUUGAAGCUCACGCCCUAUAAUAGAAGCCAGAACCACAUUUUGAUAUCCGGAUAAAGGCAUCAUCCGAUGAAGAGCUCGCCUGCACACUGUCCUUUGUCAUGACUGCGACCUACCCGAAAUCUCCUCCUAUCAUUACCAUGAAGAACUACGACCUCAAGGAAGUCACGACGUUCAAGAUCCAGAAAUACCUAGAAACGAAGCCCAAGUUAUUCGCACAGGAUGCACAAGAAAUGAUCGAUCAAAUCGUGGAAGGAGUACGGGAUAUCCUUGAGGAUGCUGCGCAAGCAAAGGCAAACGGGAAACAUCUGCCUUCCCUCGAAGAAGAACGAGAGCGGCACGAAGCUUCCUUAGCGAAGUUGGCAGAGGAGGAAAAGGAAGGGGCGGCGCGCAAGAGAAGGGAAGAAAAACAGGAAGAAGAGCGUGCCAUGGCCUUAACUCUCCAACAACACAUUUAUCAGAAUAAACAACAGGCCAUGGAGUCGAACCGCCGUCCCAGCAAUACCCCCCAGCAAUCUUCUACAAGUUCAGAGGCAGAAGAAAUCAUCGAGUUCGAGCAAUUAUGUAACGCUACGGAUCAGUCAGGAAAUACUCUCUUCUUCAAGUCCGUUACAAGCAAACGCCACCUUCGGCAGGGACCUGUAUCCACCAUCUACGAAGUCCGACCUUUGCUGAACAAUGGGCUUGGCAACCUGCCUAUGGCACUGAAACAGACUGUCAUCCGUACCACAAAUAAGGACCCCAAAAAGUUCAGCCUUCAGGUACAGAAUCUCGAGUCUCGUCUUAUGGAUCUGAAGUCUGUCAAACAGUUUCACCAUCCCCAUCUCGUUCAGGUUUUGGGCUUCAAGGUUCAAGACUCCCCCAUGGAUCCAGCUAUCGCGGACACGUGCACAAUUAGUAUCCUGUUGCCUUGGGCAGACUGGGGCUCUUUGCAGGAGUUAUUGGAGCUUUCAACGCCUGGAAUUGGCAAAGUACGCUCAUGGACCCGAGAUCUGCUAGAUGCACUCCAUUUUCUUCACGACAAGAAACUUGUUCACGGAGACAUCCAUUCGGGAAACAUUCUCCUGUUCCGAGAGUCAAAUGGACAAACCGUCCCCAAAAUCUCCGAUGCAUGGUACCAGAGCGAAAUUCACUCCAUCUCCUCGAACAAGCCAGGACGCCUGCAGCAGAAGACUGGCAAAUCUGCCUACUGGCUACCCCCCGAGAUCGCUGGUCGAUCGAAUCCCGUGUAUACAUCCAAGACUGAUAUUUGGGAUUUUGGUGUCGUGUUUGUCCAAAUGAUCUUUGGCUUUAACGUGCAACAAACGUUCACAUCACCCAAGAUUCUAAUGGAAUCGUUUGCCUUGUCCCUUCCUCUAAAGGAAUUACUCAGCAAAUUCUUUAAGGAAGACGAGCAGGAACGCCCUCGAGCUUAUGUGUUUGGACCCAGCGAGUUCCUAGCCACAGACGCUCGAAUUCUCUUGGAGAAUUCUCCCGCAGCCCCAUCCACGAACCCCUCGGUGUUGCCACCAGACUUUGGAGAAAGAGAUUUACUUAAUUUGACUGCUCGUCAACGUUCUUCUCGUUCGCGGUACGAAGAUGACUUCAUAGAGGAGGCCAAGCUCGGAAAAGGUGGUUUCGGGGAGGUAGUCAAGGCAAGGAUGAAGCUAGACGGCCAGGUUUAUGCCAUCAAGAAGAUUAAAACACGUUCGGAAACCAACCUGGACGAGCUUAUCAAGGAGGUCCAACUUUUGUCACGACUCAACCACCCUGCGGUUGUACGAUACAACAACACGUGGGUCGAACGCCUUCCUGGUCACUCCGAUACCGAAGACUGCACAUCUACUAGCGACCCUUCUGAAGAGGACUCUGAGGGAAACCUGUCUGCGGACAUUGAAUUUGAGUCUACUAACAAUACUGGAGGUCUUGAUUUCAUGUCAUCCAAUGCCAACGUCGUUUAUGGAGAUGACGACUCCGAUGGCUCUGAAGAUGACGAGACAGAAGAGGAGGCAGGAUCUGAGGAUGGUAUGUUUGAUCACAACGAGUUAUCUUCCGUUGAUGGAGGCACAAACGCCAGGGUAUCGCGACUUGCUCGGUCUCGGCGUUCAAUCAUAACGACGCUGUACAUAGCUAUGGAGUACUGCGAGAAACGAACCCUCAGAGAUAUCAUCGCAAGAGAUCUUUACAAGGAUACUCUAGCAAUUUGGCACCUUUUUUCUCAGAUUGUGGAAGGUCUAGCCCACAUUCAUGGGCUUGGCAUCGUUCACCGUGAUUUGAAACCGGAAAAUAUCUUCAUUACUAGCAGUCCCGACCGUAUUGGUAAUGUGAAGAUCGGCGAUUUCGGACUCGCUAUACGUGGACAGUUCUCCGUGGAGAGAGCCAACGAAAACGGUAUGGAGCCAGACGACAUGACCAGAAGCAUUGGCACUGCCUACUAUUCCGCGCCCGAAAUUAGAUCAACUGUACACGGUAUAUAUAACACCAAAGUUGACAUGUAUUCUCUGGGUAUCAUUUUCUUCGAGAUGUGCUAUCACCCUAUGCUGGGCAUGGAAAAGGACACUGUUCUCGGACAACUUAGGCAGCCGAAACCAGUUUUACCAUUGGACUUCAAGCCUAGUGACAACUCUCAGACGAACGUUGUAUUGUCUUUGGUCAACCACAAUCCCAACGAAAGGCCUUCGAGCACCAACCUCCUUGAGGAUAAAGAGUUACCUAUUCAGCUUGAGACUCGGAAAGGCAAACGGGCUCUUACUAUGCUUACAAAUCCUCGCUCAUCGCACUACCACGAAGUCAUCUCGAGGCUGUUCUCAGUGCCUAUGGAACCCAUUAAGGAUUUUGCCUGGGACAUGUCUGUGAAGACGCUGAGCCCACAGGAGUUGCACAAACAAGGAUUGGUUAAACAAGAACUUAUCUCGAUAUUCCGUCUCCAUGGUGCUUUGGAAACACCACAAAGCAGCAUACAUCCCCGAUCUCCGCACUAUGGAGACAACGCUUUCCAGCUGCUGGAUUCUAAGGGCAACCUACUCCAGCUGCCUUAUGAUCUAACACUUGGAAAGGCAAGGAUGAUGGCUAAGCGCUCUAAUGAUCCAAUCGCUGAACGAACUUAUACAUUUGGCAACGUUUUCCGGGACAAGAACGAUGGAGGCCACCCACUAAUGAUUGGAGAAGCUGAUUUUGAUAUUUUCACCACCCAAACGUCAGACCUGUCUUUCGAUGAUGCAGAGGUUCUCAAAGUGAUGGAUGAAAUCGUCCACGCAUUCCCUUCCUUGUCCACAACUCCUAUGUGUUUCCAUCUGGGACACUCGGAUCUUUUACAACUCAUCUUCGAUUAUUGUGGAGUUCAACCUAGUAGUCGACCUGCUGCGGCAGAUGUCCUGAGCAAGCUGAACGUUCGUGGCCACAACUGGCAGAAGAUUAAGGCUGAGCUGCGGUCACAGUCCGUCAACGUUUUCUCUAUGAGUGUUUCUGAUCUACAAAAGUUCGACUUCAGAGGUAAGUGAGCUAGGGGGAAAUAAAAUACGACCCCUCGAUAGGUGGAACGCCAGCGAAUUUUGGUGCAUUAGGGGUCGUUUAUUUCCCGUCUCCCGCCUCCCCCCCUUCCCCCUCCCGGAGGGUGAGGUAAGGGACACAUAUGAAGAUUCAGAGCUAACAGCGAAUAGACACUCCGAACAAGACAUUCUCCAGGUUGAAGACCCUUUUUGAGGGCAGCGAUAUGUACCAACGAGCUUCUCCCACGAUCGCGCAUCUGAAGGAAGUGAUUGAGUAUUGCAAGCGCCUGGGCGUGGGAACAAAGAUCUAUAUCAAUCCGUUGAACAGCUUCAGAGAAAGCUUUUACAAAGGCGGCAUCCUCAUUUCAUGCCUCUACGACACGAAGGCCAAGGAGGUUUUUGCUGCUGGCGGAAGGUAUGAUCAACUUAUCAAAGAAUGCCGACCUAGUGUUGGUGGCCAAAUCGGGAAUAAACAUGCUGUUGGAAUCAGUUUGGCAUGGGAGCGAUUGGCAAAAAUUCCCAAAGCCGGUGGGCGAUCAUUCUUGAAGAAACCCGAGGACGAAUCAAGCGGAAUUUUCAACUCUCGACGAUGUGAUUGUUUGGUAGCUAGCUUCGAUGCCGCUGUGUUGAGAUCUUCGGGUGCUGAAAUGCUUCAGACACUCUGGGCAAACAAUAUCAGCGCUGAGCUGGCCGAUAAUGCAGGAUCACUGGAAGACUUGCUAUCGAAACACGACGAAGAGGAAUAUUCUUGGCUCAUCAUCAUCAAACAGGAUGCAAUGCUGAAGAUCAAGAGCUUGGGAAGAAAGGACGUGCCUGAUACGGAUAUUCCAACAACACAACUACUUUCUUGGCUUCGGAACGAAUUUCGAGACCGCGAUUCAAGAACAGUGGUGAAACUUCGCGGCAACAGCUCUGCAGAUACCAAUGGCCCGGGCGAGAAGGAAGAGCAAGAGGUUCGUGUGUUGGUGGCACAAACACGGAGCAAAAAGUUCAACCGUAGAACGGUUGUGGAGCAAGCUCAAAGCACUGCAAGCAGCUUGGUACAGUCUUUCCUUGAUGGCCCUAUCUUGGCCAUCGAGACAACGGAUCAGGUCAUGGAUCUAAUCCGCGGGACCUGCCUCUCAGAGGUUGAUGGCUGGCGACAAGUCGAGCAGUCGGUGACGAAUACGGAAAGGAAAUACAUCCGGGAGAUCCAUGACGAGCUGGAUAACCUGCGAUUCAAGUAUCAGAAGAAGGGCGGCGGUGACGGGUCGCGGCACGCAUUCGUGUACAAUUUUCGGUCAGGCAACUGCGUGUAUUAUGACUUAGGAGCUUAGGGUACUUUUAGUGAUAGGAAUAAUAAGAUUACCUAAACUUAAAUUCUAAUAAUAUUUACAAAAUUUCUCAAG